Molecule: messenger RNA, 17591 nt
Organism: Paramuricea clavata
Lineage: Eukaryota; Metazoa; Cnidaria; Anthozoa; Malacalcyonacea; Plexauridae
Source: the annotation of a GenBank genome assembly
AUGUGCGGGUCACGCCAGCAGAGUAGGCCCAGAUCGAGAGCAAGAUUAGGCUUGCAAUUCCUAUACUCCAACGCCAACUUUGAAAUGUUUUCAGAACACCUGCGAUGAAACACCACACAUAUUCCUAUAUAGAGCUGUGCUUUAAAUAUACUGGUAUACACAUCUAUACAUUGAUAACAGUUGUUUGUAUAUUUUGUCUUUAGAAGUGUCACAGUUUUUUCAGUAUGCACUUAGAGUACUUGGAAGGUGUGUAAAAAUAAUACUAAUAAAAACACUAUGAAAUAUUUCCCUGCAAUGCCCUGAAAGUGGCAUGUAAACCCAUACGCUCUUCUCUGCAGAGGAAAACCCACGAAUAAAAUCACCUACCAUUAGAUGGAGUAAAAUGAGCUGAUCACGAAAGUCGCUGUCGAUUAUCAUUGUCUUGUUAGUCACCAGUUCUGUAUAUUUGACUGUGCGUUUGCAAUUCUUUGCAAUUUCUCAAACAACAGAAAGAGUAGUCUAAAAUCAUUGAAAAUCAACUGCAUGUAGUGCAUUCAUCUAUGUAUGUUUUGUUAAUCAGCGGAAGCAACUAAACUUUCGAAAGUAGUUUUGAAAGUGUUGACGAUGUGUUUUACUAAUUUCAAGUUCUUAUUGAUUUGUAUAAACUAUAUUUUGAUGUUUAGUAUGUGUUAAUUACUUUUCUAGUCGCUUUACUCCAUCAGUGUCAAAAGAUGAAUUCCAGGUUAUCGAGCGUAUGAAAAGACAAUGUAUGUACUGCUUACUAGCUGAUAUUCCUUCCACUUGUAAAUUUUUCGUUGCAAAAUAAUGUUUUCAAAUUAUUGUAUUACAGUUACUAUAAUACUACGUUCUUGAACCUCUUUUUAUAAAAACUUGCUUUAACCACACACAGGCCAAAUAAAUAAAUUAAAUAUGUAUUGAUCAAUGUCAAUCGGUCAACAUUGCGACACACGGAAUGACCAUAAUGGUGUGUGGAAUUGUGUGAGGUGUUUUAAGUGCCUUGAUCUAGCACAAUAAAAACUAGGAUAUAUUUAUGCCAUUAUUUUCACAAAGCAUGGAAAACCAUUGUUGUUCUAAGCAGCAUGAAAAAAUAUAGCUCAAAUAUAGUAAGAAUUUUACUCACAACACAGUAUACGUACAGUUCAGAGUACAUAUAGAUGAUGUAAAAUUAAACUUGGUAUUGAUUUUUUUAUUGUUAACAGUUGUACAUGACCAUAGGGAAACAGAUGCUGCUCUUUUAAGUGAAUUAUACAGCAAAAUAUCGUCAAAGGUAAUAAGUGUAUUUUAACUUAUGUUACAAGUACAACUCGUACAUUACUGCUAAAAUCGGUCGUUUCGAAUACACCAUUUCGAUAAUUACAUCACAAAUCUCUUCUUGGCCUGGGAGCCUCGUUCUCAUGAAUCGUGAGCCAAUGGCCUUUCGUCUUGGUUCAUGAGAGCGAGGCUCCCAGGCGAAGAAAGUAGUCAUGACGUAUUAUCGAAAACGUGUAUUGUAUUCAAAUACACACUGACACACUUUCAAUUUUAAAAAGUUGCGGAAAAUCUUUCGUUUUCACUUGAAUGUUCAGAAGAAGUUUUCAAAAAUCUUCUGGAAGAUAUUUUCUUGUGUUGGUUUGAUAUGAUUUCUCAUAUCACUAGAUUACAUUGAUAUCGAAGGAACUAGACUCAGUUCCGAAAUAUCACAUACUCGAACCGACCUGACCGCGUAGCUCAGUUGGCAGAGCAUUGGACUGGUGUUGUUCCAAAGGUCGUAGGUUCGAUUCCCACCGUGGCCUGGCAUAUUUUCAAGCCUGCCCGGUGUGGAUAAUACACUCAGAGUAACAUCACAAGCAUCUUCUGGAAGAUAUAAAACAGGUACCUGUCCAGGCAUACAAUUUGGUGUUAUAUAUAGGCUACGGCUACGAACAUGGUCUGUCGCGCAGGUCAUGCUAUGUGUAUUUUGAUUGUACAGAAUAUUCUAGUAUAACAAUUGCAUGUCCUGAUUGGCAAUUGAGUGAUCUGUUGUAUUAUAAGAAAAGGAAUCUGCGAUUUGUAAUGAAAAUUUUCUAUCUAUACCGUACUUUAAGAAAAACAUGUAACUAGUUUAUCAGAAAACAGCCAAAAUCUAAUCAAAGACUUCAGUUGUUUCUUCUUUGAAUUUUAGAGCACCCUGAAGAAUCGUUGGUCGAUAUUGUAUUUACUGUCAAUUCUUCGUAAUAAAGAUCGUGAUGACGGUGAUUCAGCACGCAAGGUUUAUUAAAUAAUAAUAUAAAUUGUACUUUUGUUCACAGUUCGCUUAUCACCAUGUUAUUACUCAAAUUACUAGUGCGCAACCCCCCCCCCCCACCCAGUAAAUCCAUCCUUGGUUUGACUUAAUAGACAUACAGAGCCUUAGUUACAGCCAGUGGUUGCGGCAAACCAUUAUAUUAUCCUAAUUUGGCCAUACCCGAUGGGAAGUUCACCACCAUGUCAAUACGCCUUUCCGGAAAGUACCGAGCCGUGGCUAUACAGCCUCGUUUCCGUGAUUGAGACAUUGGUUUUAGAGCUCUUAAUUCCUGUUACUGAUGACAUAAUCUUAAACAGAUCUUUCAUAUUCAAUGUAUGGCUUCUUCGUAAAUGUGUCACCUGUAACAAGAUAACUGCUCUUAACCCAACAUGCCAAUCUCUAUAGCCAAGACUGAGCACUUUCCGGAAGGGUGUAUUCCAACCUCUUUUCAAAAGGAAGGCAACAUACAGUGUGUGCCUUGCUUCUGCUACUACCUGAGCCUGAGGUAAUGAUCGUUAAGAGACAGACCAGUUUCGUUUUGAAGGGCGUGGCUUUUCCCAGGAUAGAUUUUCUUGCGCAAGUUUAUAAUUUUGGCGUUUGUCGGGAGGGUAAUUUCAUGCCCCUAUUUGAUAAUUAAUACCCACUCUUGAGAGAGUCUGACUGAUUCUGAUAAGAAAAGAGAGGGAAACGUAGGCCUGUUCAAAUACAUUAAAAGUAUUUUGUAGCCUAUACAAUCUCUUAAUAUAAAGAAGUGCCCAGAAAUAAUAACAUCUGAUCAAGUGUCAAACACAUUGUUUGUAAACACAUUACAGGUAAACUACGUGAAGCGUUCCUCUUUUGAGUUUCUAAAUUGAUUGCAAUUUUCCUCAUUACUUUUGCAUUUUAAAAAACUCCCUUGCAAAUCCUUUGAGGAAAUUUGCAAUGUUGCUGACAGCCAAUUAAAUUUUCCUCAGUUCCUGUUAGAAGUUCCUAACUUCCUGUUACAAGUUCCUAACUUCCUGUUCUGUUCUGGGCGUUGCAAUUGGCUAACAAAAAUAAUCGACCAAUAACAACGCUUGGAACAGAACAGGAAGUUAGGAAAUUAAAACAGGAAGUUAGGAAAAUUUAAAAUGAAGUUUGUUUGCAUUGGAAUAUUGCAACAGUCGAUAGGAACAUUGCAAAUUCCCUCGAAGGAUUUGCAAAGAGUUUUUCAAAUUUGCAAAGCUAAUGAGGAAAAUUCCAAAUGAGUUAUAAAGUCAAAAGAGGAACGCUUCACGUAGUUUACCUGUAAUAUUAAAUGUUCUUAAAAAUUGAUCUAAGUUUUGUUUUACGUUAAAGAUCAGUGGAAUGCCGGCUUUCUUUGGUCGUGGUUUACCAGCUUUGUCCACAUCUACUCCCCAACAGCCAUUACAACUCACUACAGUCCUACGGGGUCCUUCAACCGAAAGUAGUAGUGGUAUCAGCAGUAUACCUCGCACAGCUCGCACCACGUCCGCUCAUUCUCUGUCUUCCGGUGUACAUUCCUUAACACGUGACCAGACUACGUCGUCCUUAGCAGCAACUUCAUCCAUAGCAACAACAUUAUCUCGCCGGGAAGAGGAAAGUAAAUUUCAAACUCCUGGAAUGAGAACUCUGGAGGAAUAUAGGAAGAAGACGAAAGACAAUAUUGAAAAUAGUAAGGCUUUAAUAAAUGUAUUAGGCUAGUUUUAUAAUGCAAUAAAACGGGAUGGAACUGGUUUCUUUAUACUACCAUACAUCUAACCCUCUGCUCCGCAGGGACCUAUCAUCGUUUUACAACGAGAAACACUCCUGCCUUAACACACUGGAUUACGUGCCGACUCACUAACCUUUAGCGAAAUAUAUAUACUGUAGAUGUGCCUUCUAGCGCUUCUCUUCUCUGUUGACCUUCAUUGAAAAUGGCAGAGUGUGAUCCUCCAUAGAUAAAUCCCACGGAUAAUAAUAUUAUUGCGAACAGACCUGGAAAACUUGGGAAGAACAAGACUGAGAAACAUUUUCAAUUCUUUCACACUUUCUGUACUUUACGGAAAUGACCAGAGUCAGUGAGAGCAUCCAUGUUUGUAGUAUAGUAUACAUGCAAAAUAAAGAAAGUGGACUUGAUAACCCCCCCCCCCCCAAAAAAAAGAAACAACCCAUUCCCAGCCGACAAUUUAAAAUAGUAAAGUAAAAAACAAAUUCGGAAAAGACAAGACACCUUGAGAAUACAAUAUAUGAUUCAAAACAAGACGCAGGUUGACACUGUAAAUUUUCAACUUUAUUUCAAAGUCAAAGUUUGAAAUAAAGUCGAAAAUUUUCAGUCUCAACCUGCGUCUUGUUUUGAAUCAUAUAUUGUAUUCUCAAGGUGUCUUGUCUUUUCGGAAUUUGUUUUUUACUAAACUUGAUAAAUUGUUACACACAAAAUACUGUAAUGUACCGUCAAAUUGUUGCACACAAGUGUUUUUAAGUACUUUUGGAGAUCCGAGGGUCAUUAAACAUGUUUCCAGGUCUGUUCAUGUAAGCACAUUUCGUUCUGCGUCUUCAGCUUCGUUUCCAUUUGGUCGCAACGGUCGUGAACAUAAAAAUAAACGAUCCAGACUAUCAUUGAAUAUGUCGACCAAAUGAAUUAAGAAAUCCAGGUUGAAACCAAGCUUUACUGAUUGAACUAUUCUUAUUCAACAGUGUCGUUUGAAGCAUCCGAUGCGCUACUGAUUCGAGACUUGAUUUACGUAUUUCAAGGAAUUGAUGGCAAGCUGAUAAAAUAUGAUCAAAUAGAUGACGGUUACAGAAUCGAACGUAGUGUAGGUGUGCCAUAUACUACUCGAGCUCUGGUGAAUAAAUUAUCUGAGUUAGGUUGGUUGUUUACCAAGAUCCGUCGUUAUCUCGACGCAAGGACUGGUGACAAAGCGUUAGGUCUAGUUGGUCAGAGUUUCUGUGCUGCAUUACAACAGGAACUUACAGAGUAUUACCGUUUGAUAGCAGUAUUUGAAGCUCAACAACAACAUUUGACAGACGCAGGACUCGGUGGUGAAACAUGUAGUAAUUCACUGACAUUGAGAAGACUUUUAGUGUGGACAUAUACUCCUUUGUUAAGACUCAAGACUUUGGCUGCUUUAGUGGAAAUUUGUAAAGGUAACGUAGAAAUAUAACAUUGAUUAGGAAAGAUAUCAUACACUCCUAAAACCAUACAAUUUGACCAGGACAUAUAGCCAGGGGUGGAUUUAUAGGGGGGUGCACAGGGGUGCGCACCCCUGUUGGCCUUGGUUAAUGCCCAUAUGGCAGAAAAUGGCAUUUCUAGGGUUCUAAUUUUCAAAAUUUCCCUGGUCCCCUAGGAAGCUUGCACCUUCGGCGCUCGAGUCGUUAGGAAGCCAAUUCAUUUGAAUGCUCUCCCACCACCCCCUAAAGAAUAAAGAAACACUCAGCUGCUCACCCAGCACCCCCUUAGAAAAACCUUGCUGGAUCCACCCCUGCAUAUAGCCGUAAAUCAAAUAUUCAUAAAAUAUAUAUUCAAUACUCUUGACGUGCGUUUCACAAUUAUUCGUAGGACUCAUCUACCUUUCUCUCGCAAAUUUAUUUCUUAUCCUGGGCUUGAGCCUGAUUUCUACUAAUUUUACCGGAAAUAUUUAUGUAAGGGAUGUCAAACCUUCAGUUUAGAUACUUGUUAAGAAUCCCAUUCUUAAAGUUGUGAAAUACUUUUGACCUAGUUGGAAUAUUGGUAUUUCCACCAUAAGUUGUUCUAGAAGGCAUUAUAUCAAACAUAUAAGAAAAAAACGUACUCUCGAAUAAUAAUGCCAUCUUGUAAACUAAGAUAUGAAUUAUUUAAAGAACUCACAAAUUAUGGUGGUGAUAUUGCGACUCUAUUUCAGGGUCAUUGUCAAACCAAACCAUGAAAUAGAGUCAAAAUAUCACCACCAUAGUUUUGAUCUUGUUUUCUUUAAAUAACUCGUAUCAUGAGUUUACAAGAUGGCAUUAUUAUUCGCAGUAUAUUUUUUCUUAGAUUUCUUAAAAUUGUUUGCUGGUAAAGGAUUUUCUAUCAAUUGGAUUGUUAUGGUCUUCUGGGUUGCAACGCUUUCUUCUUGAGGGCAUUAUCAAGGAAGGGGACAAAAAUGCGCAGUCAGAAUACGUGAUGCCACUUAAAAGUGCGCAGCCUGAGCCAUGUGCAAUAUUUCCACGAAUUCGCAUCUUCCGAUUUCUAGACCGCCGCUCUACCCAUUGAACUAUCGCGUCAACGGGAAUUGGCAGGAAGUCCAACGUUGUCGAAGCGUAAAGUCACGAAAAUAUUCCGUGCACUUAAAAUGGUAACACUCGCCACCAAUCUCUGUUGACACAUUGUUUCUCUUUAGGUAAGAAAGGAGGUUCACUUCUCUCCGCAAUUCAUUCCUACAUGCAGCACGGUGAUCCGUACGUUAAAGCUCUUGUUAAACAUAUCUUGAACCAAGUCGCAGAACCUGUCAAAAUUAUCUUAUCGAGAUGGAUUUAUGAAGGAGAACUGGACGAUGCUUUUAAUGAGGUAUAUGUAUUAUACGUCAGUUUGUUGGCCUUCCGGCACUUUGGCCUGAUUUCAAAAUUCAAAGGUAAUGAGGAUUAACCAAUUCCACAAUUUGUAAUGCAAAUUCGCUUCGUUCAAGAAAGUCUUCACAAUAAAAAGGGAUUGGUUAAAACAACCAAUUUGAAAGGUUAUCUCAGAUUCAUUGAAUUUGAGACACGCGAAUCAUGGAAUGACACUGUAAAUAUGUUUGUGAUAUAUACAGAGAUUCUUUUAUUAAGUUUCUUUUUUUACAGGUUUCAUUUUGACAGGUUUCAUUUGACAGUAAAUCAUUUCGAUGCCCAAGACGGCUAUAGUCCUCUGAAAUGCAUCUUGUAUGUUAUGACGACGGAUGCCCCCCCCCCCCCCGAUGACGGGGUUGGGGUGCCACCCCGAAAAUAAAAAUCUUGAUGUUUUUUGAGAAGGCAAACUAUGAUGUGGUAUCGCGGCAAUUAAAUGAACGUCAGAAGCAAAAAUGUAUCGAAUAUAACAAUUUAUGGUGGCUAAAAUGAGAAAAGAGGCAAUUUAAGCUUGACCAAUCGGUGGAAAAAUGACUAAAAAAUGACUGUGAAAUUAAGUUUCUGUGUGUCCAAAGAAUCAAAAUGUGGGUUUUCAGCAGUGUGUGACCUAUUAAACUGUAAGAAAUAAAAAAAUGAUGUACACUUGUCCCGAGACUCUCUUGUUUCCCAAGACGAAGUCGAGGGACACCUUGAGAUUCGAGGGGAAACAAAACUAUUUCCCGAGGGAGCAGACAUUAAGUGGUUUGUUAUAUAGCGACGAAAGAAAAAUCAACAACAUGUAUUUCACGACAAAAACUGUUUUUCACAACUGCUCGAUUCUGGUUAGGUCUAAUAAAUGUAUAAAAUUCACACUCGAAUUUCCAUCUACAAAGUCCUUCUACAUUUUACCAUAUACCUUACAGUGUUUUCUUCCUCUCGUAGUUUUUCGUUGCUGCUGAUUACAGUGUUCCAGACGAAAGACUUUGGUUUGAAAAGUACAGCAUUAGAAAAGCCAUGCUACCUUCUUUCAUCUCUCUUGAAUUAGGAACCAAAGUACGUUGCAUACCUUUCAUUAAUUACCAGAAUUAGCUACUUGGAGAAAUAACACGUCUGAAAAGCGAUGUUACUUUCGUACAGAAUACUUGUGCUUCUUGUAAAGUUUAUAUAGAAAUCUAUUUGAUGUACGGUUUUAUUCUGUAGAUAUUGAAUAUUGGGAAAUCGAUAAACUUUAUUCACCAAGUCUGUCACGACCGUUUUACGUUGAAGGAACGCAAAUUGUUAAUCGAAGCAAAUAAAGGUGGGCAUGCGUAAGAGCAUCAAUAUAAAUAACAAGAAUUUUGUACCCCUUGCUAACCUCUUGGUCUUCGAGAUUUGAUUAAAACUCCCAAGUAAUGCAAAGCCUUGCUUGAUAUUUAUUUGCAACUGUUAAAGUACUAUAAAUUAUUCAUAACAACUAUUUUCAUAUAAGAGCUUUAAGGUGCCCUUUACACAGUUAACUGCACAACCUGCAUGUCAUACCUAGAACCAUCAACAAAAAAAGAAAACAAUUGCAGGAAGGGUUAUUAAGGGAGACAUGACAUGUUGUGCAAGUUUAUUCUUUAAAAUUAAUACUGCGAGUUCAAUCUAAGCUUUGGGCAAAUCCAUUUCCCGACUAGAAUUUUUAUACUCUUGCUGGCUUUAGUUUCUUCAGCAGCGAACACUCCUGAUGGAGGACAUGGCAGAUUUCGGAUGCAAGAGGCUUUUUCGAUACAUCAGUGUUGAAAAUAAACAACAUGCCUGCUGAGAAAUGCACAUUUGGCCUAGUUAAGCAAAAUUUUUAAUAUACGAAAUCAGUUGAUUGGUUUUACGUUUACUAUGUUAUUUUAUGGUUGGCAACAGUCGUGGAAAUUUUUCUAAUAAAAUGGAUCGGAGCUGCAUGUGGACUAAGAAAUUGUCGAAAAUGAUCGAUUGCCAGCAGAAACACAAAAAAUAAUCGAUCAUUCGAUUGAAUCGAUCAUUCGAUAGUUGUUUUUGACUAGAAAUAACAACAGAUUAAGAACUACUCGGUCUGAUUUCUCACUAAGUACCCAUUAUAUAAGAACCUAGUGGUUCUUUUAUGCGGGUUUUUACUGUAUACUGGAUCCACGAGAUGAUGGGGCCAGUGUGUGCCCAAGUUCAUCGUUUCAUUUUUUGAAGUUCAUCCUUUCAUUGCUGUUCACUUAGGUUCAACAAAAUUAACAGAUAAGGAAGAUUUUGGUGGCACUGCGCUUCAAGAAGCAAUUGACAUUGCGUACAAAGAAACCAGCAAAUAUCUGUUAGAAAUUCUUGUUAGUAAAUAUAAAUUUGUCGAUCAUCUAAAGGUGAGCUACAUCUUACACUUAAAUUAAGUAGUCACUGCAUGUGCAGUGGCGCGCACUUCGCCAAAUAUUGAGGGGGUGGGGAUUAGGUUGCCACCAUAUACAGAAUUAUCACUCUUUUGUUGCUAGAAGUCUCAGUUCUUUAAACCUUUUUGCUUUAAAUUUCAUGCAGUUUGUUUAAUUAUAGCCUACCAAUGUUUUCAUUGUUGUAAAAUUAUUGUUGCAAAGGGUUUCAGAAACUGAUUAUUGGCGGCGGGGUUGACCUCCCUCACCUUCCUUGUGUCCGCCACUGUGCAUGUGUCUUUCCCUAACGGCAUUCUGCCAGGACCCCAAAACUGGCAGUCCAAAAAUGUCGUGGGUGUAGGCACCAAUAUUUGUGGUGGCGGAAAAAAAGAACGGCGCUUGAAAUCAAUUCUCAGAUACUCAUAAUUCAACAAGCUUUCGUUGGUAGGGAUGCAACUGUCUGAAAAAUAUUUUUCAGGUAGUUGCAUCCCAACCAAGGAAAGCUUGUUCAUAUUAUUGGCACUGCCUACACUGGCAAAGACAGUUCAAUAUUUACUCAUAAUUCAGCAUGUUUUGAAAAAUAGACAUUGAAAUGCGUGCAAUGGCUAAAGCAAAUGGCAGUUAACAACUUUUAAAAUACUCGAGAAAUACCGGGUGGCGCAAAAAAAAGUAUAACUGUUUGAUUACAUAUAGCUCAAAGACCAUAAGCAGUAGAACCCAAAAUCGAGUUUCAUUGCAUCCAGCGAUGUCUAACUUAAAUUUUGGUAUAUUCGACAGGCAUUUUCGUCCAAGAUCGACUGAGAUAUGAGUGUUUAAACUUUUGUUAGCAAAUUUGAAACGGUCACAAAUUAGCUAAAAACGGCCUAUUAAACUGAUUUUUAGCUAAUUUGUGACCGUUUCAAAAUUGUUAACAAAAGUUUAAACUCUUAUAUCUCAGUUAAUCUUGGACGAAUAUGCCUGUCAAAUAUACCAAAAUUUAAGUUAGAUAUCGCUGGAUGCAAUUAAACUCGAUUUAUGGUUCUACUGCUCAUUGUUUCUGAGUUACAAGUAAUCAAACAGUUGUACUUUUUUUUGCGCCACCCGGUAUAUGUUUGUAAGUUGCUAUUUGAAGAAAAUAUUUGCUUAGACCGUCCAUGGCUGUUUAAAUUGUUAUUUUUCAAGAAUGGCCGUCCAUUGGACGCUUCCUAAUAGUACAUGCAAUAACGAUUUAAUCCCCUCCUUGCUGUAGCCUGUUUGUUGUAUUUCGUGUAUUUAUUUUUCUAUCAUUUUCGUAUAGGGAAUGAGAAGAUAUCUUCUUCUAGGCCAAGGAGAUUUUAUUCGUCAUUUGAUGGAUUUACUAGAGUAAGUAUAAAUUGAUCAUGAUUAAUAUUGAAUCUCACAGCUCAGUAUUUUGAAUGUAUAGGAAAAUAAUUCUAGGAUUCAGCUAACAGCAUCAAGAAUUAUCCAGACUUGGGUCGCCACUACCCCAUAUGAACAGGUUUCGUGAUUGGUUGGUUACAACAAUAAAACAUGCAGAAUAAAAAUAAAUUAAAUAUAUUUUUCUAAAUAACGAGUCACAAAACUGACCACUUUUGUUUAAGCAAGCCAAGAACGUUUCCUGGACUUUUCAUUAUUUAUUUUAUUUUGUGCUAUUUUAUUGUAUCUUCCAAUAUUUUUUUCAGGAUGUAACUGAUCAUUGUGUUUUUAUUGCAGGCCAGAUCUUGCAAAGCCAGCAAGUACAUUGUACACACACAAUCUCUCGGGUGUUCUAGAGGCGGCAAUUAGAGCUACAAAUGCGCAGUUUGAAGAUCCUGAUAUUAUAAAGAGACUGGAUUGUAGAUUAUUAGAGGUAUUUGAAUGAUAUUUUGAAACAUUCUCAUCGUUACAAGUUUAACCAAAAAUUUAGUCUGUUCUGGUCAUCGGGUGCACGGAUUUCAUAUUUUUACACUGCUUUUUAAUUACGCUGCACUGAUAGACAAACAAACAAAGAACAUACGGAGUUGAAAACAUAACCUCAUGGUGGAGGUAAAAUUUUGGACCAGGAUUAUGAUUUCAUGCAAUAUCAUUCCAUGCAUCAUUCUAAUUCUUUCAAUGUGCGUGAAGUGCAUAUAAUCAAUAUAUAGCCUUUGAACUGACUGAUUCGAAUACUGGCCGCUACAAUUUUGCAUUAUUGUAUAUUUUUUGCAUUACCAGGCUAAUAAACAAUUUUUUAGCAGAGACUGUUGCUAUUCAAAGCGAAAUUAUAGCCCUGUACGUGAAAUGUGCAAAAAGCGCCAAAACGAGGCAAGUCAGUCUUCUUUGCUCAAUCUGGCACAAAUUUUUUUUUGAGAUUUAAUUUCUCAAAGACAAUACAUAGUAUUAUAUUUAUAUUUUGUAAAACUAAUAAUCUUGACGUUUCCUAUAAGGCGGCAGUGAUAGAAACUAAUUUCAGGAGAUUAACUAUGAAUUACAACCAUUUUUCGAGUCGGUCUAUAGACGUAGACUUAUAUGGUACAAUAAAGAAUUAUUAUUUUUUGUGUAUUAAAAUACACAAGUAUUUCCACUCGUACAUCUAUACACUAUAGUACAUUCUUUAGGUAUCCGUUGGAGAUUCUGGCUGGGAUGUUUUCAGUUUAUGUUAUAAAGUGGAUGGACCUAUUGGCACUGUAAGAGAAUGAUCCUGUUUAUUAUUUUGUCCUAUAUAGGAGCAUGUAUCACAUAUGCAGCUAUUUGGGAAGAUUUUAAAAAUCUUGUAGAGCAUGGUGUAAAAUGAAAUAUUUGUUGUUCAUACUGUGUGAUGUUUGUUUCUUGAAAUAAUUAUUUCGCAGGUGUUUACACCAGAAUGUACCCAAAUGUACUUGAGGAUUUUUAAUUUUCUCUGGCGAGCAAAGAGAAUGGAGUACAUCUUGACUUCUACUUGGAAAGCACAAAUGUCUUAUUCGAGAUUAUGUAGAUCAUUGCCAGGUAAGGCACGAUUUCAUACACGAUUGGUUUCCUGAUAUAUGUAGUUUUUAACAAAAUAUCAUAGCAGGAGAUUUUCGUAUGUUUCGUAGGAAUUGUUUUCAUCCUCUACAUGUUUAUGAAAAAAUAAGGUUGCAGUUAAAAGCAGAUAACUGAACUAUUUUCCAUAACUGGAUUUUGAGGAGACGUGCGUACACAACUCCCCCGAGAUCGUUUUGCACCACCAUAAGAUAGAAUAGAAUACAUUUGCUCACAAAAAAUAUUUACAAUGGAAAUAUAGUUAAAAUACAAUAAUAUAAAGGAGCUAGGGACCUUUUGAAAUCCUCUUGGACUUUUGAUAUAAGGCCCCUAUAUUGUUUUGAUUAAAACUAAAUACAUGAAUCUAAAUUGGUUCAAUAUAUAUCAUAUAUGUUUUAGCUAACAAUAUUUAUAUUUAAUCCAAAACUUUUUUGAAAAUAAUUUUGAAACAAAUGAUAGCGAUAUAUAUAUAUAUUACAUUCGAUAUUACAUUAAACGUCGUUUAAUAAAUGUAAUAUCCCUAUCAUUUGUUUCAAAAUAUUUAUAUUAACAAGUAGGCUAAUUUAAUUUUACUUUUUUCUUAAAGGAAAAAUACGAUUUUUGAUUUUUAAUUUCUUCAUCAAGACAAUUCCAUAUCGAAAUUCCCUUGUUAAGAUUUUUUGCUCUCCCCUGAAAAUAAAUGCACCUCCCCUUGAAAAAAAUAAACUGAUUGAUCAAAGUUUUUGUUUCAAACUUAAUAUUUCUACAAUAAAGUUCUUCUAUAAAGUUGUAACAGUGAUUAUUAUUUAUUCACCUCUGUGUCAAUUACCUUAUUAAUGCAACGUUCGAAAGAAACUUUCUAGUAUUGUAACGAUGGGGAAAAUUAGAUAAGUCAUACAAUCAUAAUUCAUAUAAAUAAAUUGGUACAUAUACGUACACCAGAGGCCAGAGCUGUCUAGAGACUUUUAGAAACCAGGGGGAGAAUACAACUUUGGCUUCCUCAUUUAUCCUGGGCAAAUUGCCCCGUCACUCCCCCCCCUUGCAGUAAGCCUAAAAUCCCAGGGAGGUUGGUAUCCAGACCGCUGCACCUCCCGUAAAUGUUCUUCCUCCUCCCCCAGCAUUUACGCCAAAAUCCGGCCUUGCAUUUUUUUUUCAGAACUUGCAGACGUCCUUCACACGUGUAACACACUUAACGCAGAGAUGAUACAUUUCAUUAAUCAAAUGCAGUAUUACAUCACAUUUGAGGUAAGUUCUAGCCUGCGUGCAGUUCCAUGGCAUCGUUGUGACGAUGUUAUGGGGCUACAUGUAUGCUAGUUAAGUUUCUGCGACGUACGAAGUUUUGCAUUGCAGUUAAAGGAUUUACAAAUAUGAUGUGUAUAUAGUAUUGGGAUGUACAGGGAAAAUUCACACGAGUAAUAUAUUCAUACAUGUGGAAACGUACUGUCUACAUGUCUGAAGAGUACUGGCGAUAAAUGUCCUUUUCUAUUUUUUGUUAAUUUUAAAGGUUUAUGCUUGAAACCGUCUUUCACGGUGUUCCACAACAAGAUCAGUAGCGACCAAUAGCAAGGUUCAUAAUACUUCUAUAUACUCAAUGCCAGCACUGCUGAUAUCUGGCUUUUCAUGUUUUCUUCUAGAUUCUAGAAUGUUGUUGGGCAGAACUUCUUAAGAAAGUCCAUGAAUCAACAAAUCUAGAUGAUAUUAUCGCAGCACACGAGGAUUUUCUUCACUAUAUUUUAUCAAGUUGUCUUAUUGAUAACCAGUCCAAGGUAAACACCUUUUGAAAUUGCUGUGUCCAAACGAAGUUAGACAUCGCGUUAUAUUCCGUGCGUUAGUUUGUUAGUUUGCUAGUUUGUACGGAAUCAUAAGCCUGGGUAUUUAUUAAAAAAUGGUACUGUAUGCAGGGAUGUAUAUAAUUACCAGAGGGGUUACUUCCCCCCCCCCAAAAUUUUGGAAGGGUUACUUUCUUCCCCAAUCCUGGAGUGAUUCGGACUCCUAAGAAAAUAAUUAAUGAUUGAGUAGGUAACACUCUGGUUUUGAAGUAAGGUUGUUUGAAGUAAGUAAAAAUUCAUAUAUUUUACAUAACUACAUGUGUUAAUAAAAUUAUUUCAUUUAAUAUUAUUAUUAUUAUGAACAACAUUGAAUUAUUCAUUCAAGGGGCCUACUUAGUAGCAUUUAAUGCUACUAAGUUAGUAUUUUGUAUUUUAUUAAAAUACCAGAAAGCAGUAUAUUAAAAGCAUGAAUUAAUAGCCAUUGGAAGAAUUUUGCGUCACACGUAAAGUUAGUUCGAUGGACGUCACCAUUGCCGCUGACCUAUACAAACUCUGUGCGCACGUCGCAGUUGAAGCGCACCUCCUUUCCCUCCUUCUUUCCCUUCCCUCCUUCUUCCCUCCUUUCCCUCCUUUCCCUCCUUCCUUUUCCUUUCCCUCCUUUCUUCCCCUUCCUCUUUAGGGUCAUUUUCUUCCCCAUGGCCCUGACAUUCCCCCCCCCCCAGAGGGGGAGGGGGCACAAAUGGUAAUUAUAUACACCCCUGAGGUCUGUAUGUCUUCGCCCUUUUGGUGCAUUUGUUUAAGCACCACACUGUAGUAUGUAGUACUAUGUCCGGUUAAAUUUUAAAAGGCCGACAGUUAUCAUGAAGCAAGAAAACGUUCUGUAUAGAAUAUAAAGUCUAUAAACAUGCAGUGUAGUGUGCACACAUUUUUAUUAUUAUAUGUACAUAUUCAAACUUUACUCUCGUUCCUUUUUGAAAAUCCCCAGAUCAUUCUCAAUUUCCCGUAGCUCUCACUGCCACUAUCGCUACCUCUCACAUGCUUAAUACGUAUUUGAUUGGUUAAUCGGGUAGAUUAAAUGAAUCUGAUUCGUUAAUGGUGACGGUCUCUGGGUGACGGUAGUGGAAGUCAGAAUGUGAACCUCUCUAAUUUCGCUGCUGCUGUGAUCUGUGUACAAUAACACUUUUUUAUCGAACUUGGGUCCAAAAAGAGUUACACGCUCUAGAGCCCAAGCUCCCAGCGAGACUGCCAGCUUGUGCAAAAAGCGUGCGAAAAUCUAGACGCCAAAACAUAAUAACUUGUGGUAGAUUUGCUUCUUUAAACAAAGAAGAAUUGUUCAAAUUAUUGUUCGAGAGCAAGUUGAGGACAGCUCCAAACGAGCGAAGGCCUUUUCUUCAGAGUGUUAACUCUCGCUCUAUGGUGCUGUUGUUACUCUUUUUAAGACUGACAAAUAUCAAUAUCACGAUCUCCAAGCUUACAGAUUUGUAACAAUCAUAUUAUUUUCUUUCAGGACAUGUUAGAUCAAUUGCGAGCAAUAUUUGAUCAAAUUAUCAAGUUUCAAGCCACCCAGGACACUUUAUUUUCCCGAGCUUUGUUUGAGUUGGAGUUGAGAAAGAAGAAAACUGAUGAGAUUAAAGAAAAUACUGAAGAGGUUGGUGGGGACUCGUGGCCUAAACUUAUUAAUACAUCUCGAAAAUGUUUACAUUCAGGUUUGAUUAACUUUGCUUGUGGUGGGUGGGCACCCUGCCAGCCCAUGAAGGAAGGUAUGCCCUGCAAUGUCCCUAUCCAAUUUGCAUAUUAAAUUUUGAGCCUAAGAGAUGUUGUCAACCUUACUUCCUGAGAUGCUUAGAGUCCUAUGAUCAAGCCCACCUCUACAACCUGGGCUCAUCCUGCUAACAUCGCCUACGGAUUAUCUACAUCUUAACCUGAAAUCUGAUCCAUUAUUUGGGUUAAGCUACAUUACAAAUAUAAUAUGUAUUUCAAAAUAGGGUCCUGCCAAACAAUAUUUGAUUGAAGGCAUUUGAUUUAGACUUUUCUUUACCUUACCUAUUUUUCACAGUUUCUAUUUUUUUUUAAAUCAAAUGUCUAACGAAGUUAUUAAUUAAUGACAUGAUGUUGCUUUAGGGACGCUGGGGGUUGACUGCGGCCGAGGAAGAGAGAGAAGAAUGGAGACAAGAGGAUUUCAGAACAGAAUUUUUACCUGUUCAACGAGCACAACUGCAAAUCGUUUCUCAAUCUUAUGAGGUGAGUGCAGAAACAUUUGGUGAAACAAUAUUUAACAAUUAUUCGCCAAAGGCGAGGUGAUUAUCGGGGAUAUUUUGUGUUUUUGGGACUGAAUUUUUUUUAAUUUUACUUAUUUCUUUAUAAGUAACUGCCACAAAACGGCUAGCCGCCAUUUUGCAAAUUUCGAUUUUGUUAUAUUCACCUGUAUUUGUAGGUGAAUAUUUAACAAUUAUUCGCCGAAGGCGAGGUGAUUAUCGGAGAAUAUUCGACGAGACGAAGUCGAGGUGAAUAUUCCCCGAUAAUCACCGAGCCUAAGGCGAAUAAUUGUUUUAGUAUUUUUGUGUUUUUUUGGGACUGAAUUUAUUUUAAUUUCGCUUAUUUCUUUAUCAGUAUAAUGCCCACACAACGGCUAGCCGCCAUUUUGAAAAUUUCGGUUUUGUUGUAUAGGUGAAUAUAACAGCAGUAAUACGUCAAAUUUGACCAAUCAAUUUGUAGGAUUUGUUAUUUUCACUUGUGCAAAAAUACUAAAUUGCCGUAUUUACUGUUUGAACUACCUGAAAAAGAUCUUCGUCAGACGUAGGAUCAAGUAGCUACGACAGCAGUAGACUGAUGUACUUAUAUACACCGGUCCCACAUUUGGUGAAACAAACACGAAUAUAUACAACUUAUACUUUAUAAUCCUUUUUGUUUGUGGAAACACCACGUAAAUUUAUUACUGCAAAGCUUUCGAUCCGUAAGCCCGGAUCUUUAUCAGUGCUAAUAAUAUGUCAUUAUUAUUAGCACUGAUGAAGAUCCGGGCUUAAAGAUGCUGUACAGUCCGAUCUGCGCAUGUGCACAAAGGAGCCCUCUUUUUAUUAUACAAACAGUUUAUUUAGGUUUUUAUUUCAUUUUAUGUUCUUGCAAAGCUUGAUUGUUGUGUCUUGAUAAUUUAUUAUACUCUAAAAUCAUGAAAAUAUAAAUAAUUGUCGAAUAAAAUUCAAUAUUUUGGAUACCGAAAUGUAAACAAAGCCUUUGUUUACAUACGGACUGUACCGCAUCUUUAACGGAUCGAAAGCUUUGCAGUAAUAAACAAAACAAAAUGAUUAUAUGUUUUAUCGCCAUGCAAACCUACAAAGAACUUAUAACUUAUAAGAAUUUAACGGCUUGUAGGUUCGCUUUUCAAACCAGAGCAUUUCAAGUAUUUUUGAAAUCAUUGGUAUCUAAAUUAAAACUAAACUAAAUUUCUAAACUGUUCGUUUUGAGAAGACCUGCAGUUUUCGGUUGAUUGACUGAAAGCAUUCUUGCAUGCGAUAUUGCAUGAACUUAAAUCGCAUUUGUUUUCAAAAUACAUCAAUGCUGUAUAUUUGCUGUUUUUUUCUGGUUAUUUUAUCCCAACGACUUACAGAGAUCCCCACCAUUUGAGCAUUGUUCUAUUUAUUUCAGAAUCUUGUCGAACAAUUUCUGUUGAAGUUAACAAGUCAUUCAGAUGUCAACUUGAGAUUUUUAAGUUUCCGUCUGGAUUUCAACGAACACUACAAGAAGAAAGAGCCGCGCUUGCGCAGUACGCUCUCAGUCAAGUACACAAGAAGAAAGGGUUUUCCAGGAAAACAAAAGAUCGAUUCAAACUGA